AUGUCUUCCGAAUCCCCUCCAAAGUACAUUUACAAAAUUAUCCCUUCGCCCCCCGAGGAUCCAUUCCCAAAGGAGCUUCCCUUGUCCGAACUUGACCGUAAUGAUGGCUUCGUUCAUUUGAGCACAUCAUCUCAGGUGCCUAGGACCGCAGACUUGUUCUUCACCAAGACAUCUUCUCUUUGGGUCAUCAAGCUGGAAUAUGCCCAGUUUGCUGCUGACUCUAUGAAAUGGGAGGGUGGUUAUCCCCAUCUGUAUGCCAACUUUGGUGCUGAUAAUGUUGAUUCUGUUGAGAAGUUUAUUCGGGAACAAGAUCAAACAUGGGGUCAAGUUAUGGAAAAGUCUAGCUGGCUACAGUAA
Messenger RNA from Fusarium pseudograminearum CS3096, 357 nucleotides. RefSeq lists its product as uncharacterized. NCBI's taxonomy places the organism in Eukaryota, Fungi, Ascomycota, Sordariomycetes, Hypocreales, Nectriaceae. Bases 1 to 357 code for a protein of 118 amino acids. The record is from RefSeq and is a predicted model, not a curated record. The transcript is spliced from 2 exons.